Molecule: messenger RNA, 4110 nt
Organism: Seriola aureovittata
Lineage: Eukaryota; Metazoa; Chordata; Actinopteri; Carangiformes; Carangidae
Gene: mier2
Product: mesoderm induction early response 1, family member 2
Exons: 12
Coding region: 307-1764 (485 amino acids)
Biological process (GO): negative regulation of transcription by RNA polymerase II
Cellular component (GO): nucleoplasm
Molecular function (GO): histone deacetylase binding; transcription corepressor activity
Source: RefSeq, a predicted model, not a curated record
UAACUAAAUUACUUGGAAAUAGUCAAUCUAACUCUGCACCUAACUGUGGCUCAGUCGCUGUUGCUGAAUCGUUCAGGCAAUAAACGGAGCUGUACAGAAGAGUAGACCUACAACAUCCGGGCAAUAGGCAGCUUGCGCAGAAACGGAAUGGCGGAGAUGUGUGUCUGCAGGUGGAUGAAAAGCCUCUGAAGAUAAGAGUAGAGGUUGCGGCCUAGUGGAGAGUGGAUGAGGUACAGCGAUGACGGCCCUCAGCAGGAGAAGCAGAAGUCUUAACAGGCCUUAGAGGAGGACAACUCUCCUCGCCCCAUGAAGAUGGCAGCGCAAUCCCACACUGCCAGUGAGCUUCCUUUGGAGGAGCUGCUGGCUCUGUAUGGCUACACAGUGUCAGAUCCAGAGAAGGAGACCUGUCACAGGGCUGCCAGCCUGCCAGGCAUGACACUGGACAAGGAUCAGAUAACUGAGGAUCUCUUUCCUGGGGAGGAGGAAGAAGAAUCAUCAGCUGAUGAUCUCACUCCCUCAGUCACCUCAAACACCUCAGAUCUGCUCCGCCGUCUCCAAGGUGGAGACAAAGACACAUUAGUCAGCUCAUCAGAUGAGGAAUCUGACAAUGCCUCCAUUCCCUCCAACGAAGAGCACAAGGAGAUCAUGGUUGGCUCUAUGUACCAGGCAAAAAUCCCUCCACUCAGUCCGUAUACCCACCAGGAGAGAGCCUACAGCAGUGAGGACCAGUUGCUGUGGAGGCCAGGUGUCCUGCCAGUGGAGGAAGUGGAGGAAUUCUUGCUGAAUACACAGAGACCACAUGGCCAGGAGGGGGCAGCAUGCACACUGAUGCAAGGGAACACUGUCCGAGACAACGAGCAGGCACUGUACGAACUAAUAAAAUGCAACUUCAAUGCGGAAGAGGCACUGAGACGACUACGCUUCAACGUGAAGGUGUUCAGUGAAGAGCUGUGUGCCUGGAGUGAGGAGGAGUGUAGGAACUUUGAGCACGGCUAUCGAGUUUAUGGAAAAAACUUCCACCUCAUUCAGGCUAAUAAGGUACGAACGCGCUCUGUGGGCGAAUGUGUGGAGUAUUACUACAUUUGGAAGAAGUCUGAUCGUCACGAGUAUUUUACCCAACAGGCCACCAGGCUCAGCCGCAAGAAAUACAGCCUGCAAUCAGGGAGCAUGGAGGAUGGAGACCAGGACGGGGAGGUCGGGGAGCUGGAAGGAAGCAACAAUGCCUCAAGCUUGUUGUCUCACAGCUCUGUGGGCCCUGGGCAGCUUGAGUCUGCAUUACCUCCACAGUCGAAAUUGGACCUGGACAAACGAGAUGGCGAGCUGGUGAUGGGGCUGUCAGAGCUGUGUGGAGACAGAUGUCCUCAGCAGCUGUUUGACUGUCCCUUCUCUCUGCCGCCCAUGGACGACUUGCAGGAACCUGGUUCAGAUCGUUGUUGUUCCUCAGCUGCGGUCCAGCUCCAGUCCCAGUCCUCUGCCUUGAGCUCCCAGUGGGCAUGUGGGAGCCCUCCGUCCUGCAAUGACGACCACUGCCUCCCAGGCUCCUGCUUCUUCCAGCUACACAUGCGAGGUGGACCUUUUGUUUCUGACGUCCCUAACUGUGGUACACCUGGCGGCGGGACUGGCGCCCCACAUGGGCUGCAGGUGGAAUUUAGCCUGCCGUCUGCCUCACCUCCCUCAUCUGCUGUCCUCCCAUCUCACUUUCAGCCAUUUGGCAGCCUGCUGCACCCCUCCCCUGUCAAGCAUUCCCGCUCUCUUACACAGUGAGGGGGACAUGGGGAAAUCUAAACUGAGUGGUACUUAGUGGUUUGCCCUUUGUUGAAACCAUUGAUCGGUGUUGGUAUUUACACCAGGACAAAAAGUGCAUUUACCUAACAUUAUGAAAGAGCAUGGACCUACUACCUGUGCUCGGGGGUGACUUGUCUGUCUAUACCCUCUUUUUAAACUCAGACACUCAAACCCUGUCCAUUGUGGAAUUGUUAAUCACUACUUUCAGGUGUUGAUUAUGUGUUUAUUGACAGUUUGUCACCACAAUGUGCACCAGAGCAAUGCUAUUGAUUGGCUAUCGCGAAUAUUUACUUGCAAAAGCACAGUGCAGGGGGUGAGAGCUGCGGUGACCAUGCAAACAAACCAGAAGCAUGUUACCCGUGGUCCAUGUUUCUCUAAGACACAUCGCUGAUCGACAAUGUGAACAACUGUUGCUUUGUUUUCUCAUUUAUCAAGAUUGAGAACUUUGACUUUUGAAGUUUGAUAGCCAAUGAUGUUUCUGCUAAUUGCUCAGCACCUUUGCUGCUGCAGCUGUUUGAGAUCUGUCUCUGAACAGAACCACAGUAACAUGGCUGUUGGAAGUUUCCAUUCAAACAAUAUACAAUAGUUUAUUUAAUACUUAAAACGACCUCUACUCAGCCUGUGAUUGUCUCUUUCUAUUUGGUUCCUCAUAUCUCUGCUUUUCAUCGAGGCUCCUUUACUUCAACUGUCUGUACACCUUUGCCACAAAAGUCAAUCUUUCUUAAGAAUAUAAUGAAGACCUGAAACUAAACAUUUUCUAAGGUUUAUUUAAAAAAGGAACAGUGUGGGGGUGCAGUCAUUUUAAAAUUUGUUUUCUUUUUAGUUUUGCUUUUAUCAAAGUUUUCAUCCUUUUUCUUCCCUGAGGAUCUAUAUAGAGAUUUAUAAAGGUACAGUGCUUUGUGCUUUCCUUUCUGAUCACUGUCUCUAUCAUAUUCAUAAUUAGAACCGUGAAGAGUCUGUUUCACCUUCAGAAUAGGCUUAGAAUAAAUAACGUAAAUGUAAAAUGCAUAUGCUAAGACUGGCAGGUCACUGAAUCCAAACACAGUUUCUCAGGUUCUGCAGCUUUGAUGAUCUGCAAGACCGUUCGUCAGAGACUGACUUUCAGUGAUAAGUGAGCAUCAUUCUGGACAGGUGUCAUACGUAUAUACAGUUAGAAAACACAUUAUGUUAUUGUAAGUUUCUUGGAUGAAGACUCACCUUGUUGGUAAAAGUAAAAAUGUAUGUUGUGAAAGAUGUUGGGGUCAUCCUUUACCUCUUGAUGCCUCCAGUUUAUUUUAGCAAAAUCCCACCUCUGAGCUCUUUGAACACGGGCAACAAGGAAGCAACAUCCAAGUAAUGUCCAGUCCCUGCAGAUGUGUAAACAAAGGAAAAAAAUAUUUAUAGUGUCAGAGCAGGACAGAGUUGUGGAUUAAACAAAUACAAGAUAUCUCUUUCCCCUGAAUUGUUUCCUUAAGCAUCUUUAAUGAUCACUACCAGACAUGAUGAAAUAUACUGUAAACUGUCACACAUGUAUAUGCAUUUAAACUUCUAAUAAUUAUUAUUUAACUACAAAUCCAUUGUUAAUCUUGCGUAACAGAUCCUCUAUUCCCAUGGAAACCAGUGUAAACUCAGUCACUUUUUAUCACUUAUGCACUAUCAAACGAAUUGUUACAGGUGAAUUGACAGAUUUUAAACUUACAGUUUCAUAUGUCAGAGAAGAAGCUGUUUAAUGGCUUAUCAAGUCAAAGUUGAGAAAAACGGCUCAUGUAGUCUUCAAAAGACUGAGAAUGGUAUAGAUAUUACAACUACAUCUAGAAUGACAAAGUGUAAAGGUUAUUGCAAUAAAUAUUAUUUGAUUAUUUAAUAUUAUGUAACACAGAAUAAAUGGAUGAGCUUUAAAAUGCCUCAAGAACAAUUUUACACAUUUCACAAAAUCAAAAUUUUCUCCUGCAUAUCAGAACAUUUCGGUCACACUCUUGUCUCUAAAGAAGUAAAGGAAACGUUUCAGGGAAGGAAAGGAUUUUGCUGCUUAAUCUUCCUUUCAUCUGUCUGCCUAUCUAUUCCUUGUUUCUGUCUAUAAAUGUGCAAGCUUUUCCUGUGAUCCCUGUUUAAAGCCAAGCCGGUUUCAGAUCACUGUUUGUUUUGUCUUUGACUGUUUACAUGAGGGGGAUUCAGGACAAGACCACGAAGGCAGGAAAAGGAGUAGAAUCACUGCCUUUUGUUAAUUCUUUAUUUUUACUUUUAUUUUUAGCAAUUUAUAUAUUGCACUGCUUCUGUUAUGUUUGUUUAUAAUUAUUCUAUUUUGUAAAGAAGAAACAAUUAAAAUGAACAAUGGUGAAAUAUUAA